AUGGGUAAUUUCUUUAGUUCUAUGUUCGACAGGCUGUGGGGUGUUAAUAAGGAGUUGCGAAUGUUGAUCCUUGGCCUGGAUGGUGCUGGUAAGACAACUAUAUUAUACAGAUUACAGAUUGGUGAAGUUGUGACAACAAAACCUACAAUUGGGUUCAACGUGGAGACUUUGACAUAUAAGAAUUUGAAGCUGAACGUAUGGGAUCUGGGCGGACAAACUAGUAUCAGGCCGUAUUGGAGGUGUUACUAUGCGGAUACCGCAGCUGUGAUAUUUGUUGUGGAUUCGACCGAUAGAGAUCGUAUGUCUACCGCUUCGAAAGAAUUGCAUCUCAUGUUACAAGAGGAAGAAUUACAAGACGCAGCUCUGCUGGUUUUUGCGAAUAAACAGGAUCAGCCUGGGGCUUUGAGUGCGAGUGAAGUAAGUAAAGAACUAAAUUUGGUGGAAUUAAAGGACAGAAAUUGGUCCAUCGUUGCUUCGAGUGCAAUCAAAGGUGAAGGAAUAACAGAAGGGUUGGACUGGCUCAUUGACGUUAUAAAAGAAGAACAAUUGUAG
Torulaspora delbrueckii is the source of this 552-nucleotide messenger RNA. It is a transcript of the gene ARL1, whose product is annotated as Arf family GTPase ARL1. Lineage: Eukaryota; Fungi; Ascomycota; Saccharomycetes; Saccharomycetales; Saccharomycetaceae. Gene Ontology annotation, cellular component: cytoplasm; Golgi apparatus. Bases 1 to 552 code for a protein of 183 amino acids. Gene Ontology annotation, biological process: vesicle-mediated transport; intracellular protein transport. Gene Ontology annotation, molecular function: GTP binding; GTPase activity. The transcript has a single exon. The record is from RefSeq and is a predicted model, not a curated record.